CUAGGUUGGGAAUGCUUUAUUCCCGAACUCCGAUUCUCAUUGGCGAAGAUUGCCGAACGAGCAUUCGUUUUCCAUAACGACCUAAACGAGCUAUUCAAUCAUCAUGGGAGUAUUUUAAACAUAAUUAGUAUGGAUGUAAUAAUUACUGAGCUAUCGUGAUACUGGAAUUUAUAAAUUUCAAACAAUGGCUAACCGGACGGUGAAAGAUGCUAAAUCAAUUAGAGGAACAAAUCCUCAAUAUCUCGUUGAAAAAAUAAUCAGAUCGAGGAUAUAUGAUUCUAAAUAUUGGAAAGAAGAAUGUUUUGCAUUAACUGCAGAACUUUUAGUAGACAAAGCUAUGGAAUUAAGAUUUAUUGGUGGAGUAUUCGGUGGUAAUAUCAAACCGACUCCUUUUCUUUGUUUGAUCCUCAAAAUGCUCCAAAUUCAGCCGGAAAAGGAUAUUAUUGUGGAGUUUAUCAAGAAUGAAGAAUUCAAGUAUGUUCGAGCAUUGGGUGCUUUGUACAUGAGACUUACCGGUACCUCACUAGAUUGUUAUAAAUAUUUAGAGCCUUUGUUUAACGAUAAUCGUAAAUUAAGAAUACAAAACAAGCAAGGGCAAUUUGAGUUAAUACAUAUGGAUGAAUUUAUUGAUCAUCUUUUGAGAGAAGAGAGAGCUUGUGAUGUCAUUCUUCCUAGGAUACAAAAGCGGCAUGUUUUAGAAGAAAAUAAUGAACUAGAAGCAAAAAUUUCUGCGUUGGAAGAUGACAUGGAUGAAGGAAUGGAGACAUCAGAAGAUGAAGAUUUGCCUCCAUCGAAGGAAGAGAGUCGUAAAAAAGAUGACUACGAUAGAGAUCGACAUCGAGAUCGUGAUAAGAAACAUUCGCGUGUGGAUAAGAAAUCUGAUCGUGAGAAAGCUCGGUCUCGGAGCAGAGAUCGUGAGAGGGACAGAGACCGAGACCGAGAUCGCAGAGAAAGAAAAAGAAGUAAAUCACCGAAAUAUUCAUCUUCGCAUAAAGAUCGACAUCGACGAGAUGAUCGUGAUCGAGAGAGAGAUCGUGAAAGGGAUCGUGAUCGAGAAAGAAGAAGAGAAAGAGAUAGGAAUCGAUAUUAAAUUUAGAUAAAUAAAAUAAUUAAUUUAAGAAUUUUUUUAAAUCAUUAUCGGAAUUUUUUGAUAAUAAAUUCAUUCGUCU
Molecule: messenger RNA, 1169 nt
Organism: Chelonus insularis
Lineage: Eukaryota; Metazoa; Arthropoda; Insecta; Hymenoptera; Braconidae
Gene: Prp38
Product: pre-mRNA processing factor 38
Exons: 4
Coding region: 185-1090 (301 amino acids)
Cellular component (GO): precatalytic spliceosome
Source: RefSeq, a predicted model, not a curated record